This is a messenger RNA of Styela clava, 6451 nucleotides long. Its product is annotated as cytosolic carboxypeptidase 1-like. Gene Ontology annotation, molecular function: metallocarboxypeptidase activity; zinc ion binding. The record is from RefSeq and is a predicted model, not a curated record. Lineage: Eukaryota; Metazoa; Chordata; Ascidiacea; Stolidobranchia; Styelidae. Gene Ontology annotation, biological process: C-terminal protein deglutamylation; proteolysis; protein side chain deglutamylation.
UUUAAAAUAUGAAAAUGUAGAAUGAAAUAGCAGCACAGUGGUAUUUGUUGACAAAUUCGUGGGGAUACAGGAAUAACUAAGUUCAAUAAUUUCAGAAUUUGCUUGUUCCAGCAGUUAAAUGGAUCAAGAUGUCUUUGAAAAUGUCGUCAAAGACCGCGUCAGCUGAAACAAAAUCCAAGACAAAAGCACUGUUAUUGAUGUUAGAAAAGGUGAUAUCAAGUACGAGCCCAGAUAAAGAACAAACAAGAUUUCUUUGUCAUAAACUUCUUCAUUUUGUCAAUAACCAUGAAGCUGCAAGAAAAGAAAUAUCCAGUAAAUCAUCUUUGGAAACAGUCAUUUCAAUACUAGAGACUUGUGGAGAUCAACCGACAUGCCUAUCACUUGUAAAUAUCCUCGGAGAAAUUGCUUCUGGAAAUGGAAUGAAACGUCUUGUUAAUCAUGAUGUAACGAGAGUACUUUUGCAUACAGUUGCAUAUCUUGGAAAGGAGGCUGAUAACAGAUUACUUAUUGCACUGUUGAGCUUAUCCGUAAAGAUUGCCCCAAAAGAUAAACGUUUUGCAUUAAGAGUACGAUUAGCAGGAGCUUUACCUAUCCUUAUAUCAAUAGUUCGAUCGUCAUCUGCAAGUUCAAGCAAUAAACUUUUAUCUAAUACACUUCAGUGUUUGAAGAUAUGUGCAUCCAAUGGAGUCAAUGCAAAUAUACUUGGAAGACUUGGUGCUGUUCAUGUUCUGCAGAAACUUGUUUUAAGUAUUGGACGGAAACAGCCUCCGUUAGUGAAAACUGCACUUUCAGCAUUAAGUUUGCUUGUCAAGUCUUCAAGAAGUAAUGCUAACCAUGGUAUCAGCAGUGGGAUGGUUUCCAAUAUGUUAUCAAUACAUCAAGAAUGGCAUAAGAAUGACGUCAGAAGUCACAAACAUAUUCCGGCACGAAAAAGCAUGCUUAAUAUAUUGAAGCAUUUGACAGUUUCAAAACGUGGAAAGACCGCUUUUGUUGAAGCAGGUGGAAUGAGAAUAUUACAUAGGACAUGUAAAGAAUGCAUUGCAUUGUCGUGUUCAAAACCAGCAGAACCAUUAUUAAAUGUCGCUACAAUGAUUUUACGACGAUGCCAACCAAGAUUCCGGCUACCUAUUCCUACUGUCCAAUGCUCAUUUCAAUUCCAAUUACCUCAAGUAGAGGAGAAAGAAGAGAAAUACUUAAAAUCUCAUCAUUAUGAGGGUGUUGUUGAUGAUGUGAUUGAUGCAAGUGAUGAAGAUGAUGAGGAUGAAGAUUCUCUGGAGAAUCAGGAUCAAGAAAUACUGGAAACUGAAGAAGAUGAUUUAGUGGAAGACAAACAAGAGGAGACUAAAGAUGACCUGGCAGCAUCCCCACCAAUUAUCAUCCCUCCGAUCAGCACUGGGAUUCCACCUAAACGUUCCGCUGCAGAUUUAAAAUCAAUGUAUGAAAAGUUUUUCUCUGAGCUUCAAGAUUUUCCGACUGAUGGAUCUAAUAACAUACAAGAAGACACUGUGUUUUUGCAUCCACAUAUUUUACAUAAACUGAAGGAACAAACUAACAAUAAAGACGUUAACGAAAACUUAAAGACGAAUAAUUCUGAAGUCAAAUACAAGCAACAACAUUCUCUAUCUCGUGCACACUCAGAAGGAAGUGUUUUAUCUAUUCAAUGUUCUUCACUGUACUAUGAUCCACCUGCAUCUGCUCCAAGCCCAAGUAUUAAUUCAGGUGAUGAACAUUCAUCACUUAUGGCUACGCUUUCAAGUUCAACCCAAUCUCAAAAGCAACGUAUGAAUACUGUGUCGUUUGCUGAUUAUUUCGGUCACACUCCACCUAGUUUUCUUGAACAUCAAGUUGUGAAAAGAUAUGGAGUUCAAAGAAUCAAAAUGUUGGAAGACAUAGGACGAACACUCAAACAAGGGGACGUUAUAAACAAAGUAAUUUAUACUCGCGAUGGCAAUUACAAGCCUCCUAAAUCAAAUGAUUAUUGGCAAUAUGAAGUUGAACCUUGUACUAGCAAUAUGCAAUUAUUGAAAGAAGUCAUGGGUAAUGGAUUUAAUGAGGAAAUGACAUCUUCGGAGAUGACAGAGGAAGUUCAAAGUAUUGGAUCGACACCGAUCAUUCAAGAUGCCUGUUGUUUCAGUCCAGUUGAGGCAAAUUAUCAGUCGUUCGACGGACCGUGGCUUAGUUCUGGUUGUCAAGAGUCGAGUACUAUUUUCCCUCCAAUAACAGAUCAAAGUUUGAAGUUGAAACGACCAUUGAAUUUUUGCUCUGAUUUUGAGUGUGGAAAUUUAAGAACAGCAAUACAGGUUCGAGAGAAUGAAUAUGAUUUGAUAUUGGAUUCAGAUUGUAACACGAAUCAUCAUCAUCAAUGGUUUUACUUUGAAGUAUCAAACGUAACUUCUGGUGUUCCAUAUAGAUUCAAUAUCGUAAAUUGUGAAAAGAGUAAUAGCCAGUUUAAUUAUGGUAUGCAACCCCUCAUGUAUUCUGUAUCUGAAGCUCGUCUUGGUAAUCCUUGUUGGCGUCGAGCUGGUACCAAUCUAUGCUAUUAUAAAAGUCAUUUUUCAAGGAGUGCAGUUUCGGCGGGAGGGGUUAAAGGUCGUUCGUACUUCACAAUGACCUUCACUGUGAAUUUUACUCAUAAUAAAGAUAUUUGCUAUUUUGCGUAUCAUUACCCCUACACCUAUACUCAACUGCAAGCUGAUCUUCAUAAACUGGUUAGUCAAGUAGAUGAAAACGAAGUCUAUGUUCGAGUGCAAACAUUAUGUCAAACUCUCGGUCAAAACAAAGUUCCUGUGUUAACAAUAACUGCUCAACCUGAUUUUAACGAAGAAAAGGACAACGAGGAAGCCAUUGCUGAAUUACGUUCAAGGCCAUAUAUAUUCUUAAGCUCCCGUGUUCAUCCGGGAGAAUCAAACAGUUCCUGGACAAUGCGGGGAACACUAAAACUACUUUUAUCGUCAAAAAAUUCAACUGAUAUCAACCCAAAAAUGUUAGGGGUUGCUCAACAAUUGAGGAGAUCAUUUAUUUUUAAGAUCGUUCCGAUGUUAAAUCCGGAUGGUGUAAUAAAUGGACAUCACAGAUGUUCUCUCACUGGUGAAGAUUUGAAUAGACAAUGGACUGAUCCAGAUCCUGUUUUGUUUCCAACUAUUUAUCAUACCAAAGGACUUUUACAAUAUCUAUAUUCUAUUGGAAAAGCUCCCUUGGUAUACUGCGACUACCACGGACAUUCGAGACGUAAGAAUGUAUUCAUGUAUGGAUGUUCAAGACGGGAAUCUGUUAUUGCCGGAGAAAGUGAUGUAAUUCAAGGAGCUCCAGACGAUACUGGGUAUAAGACAAUUCCGAAGUUGCUCAAUAAAAUGGCUCCUGCUUUCUCAAUGUCAAAUUGUAGUUUUAUUGUCGAGAAAUGUAAGGAGAGUACAGCACGGGUUGUAGUUUGGAAAGAAAUGGGCGUUGCUAGGAGUUAUACAAUGGAAAGCACAUAUUGUGGCUGUGACCAGGGAAAAUAUAAGAGUUGUCAGAUUGGUACUUAUGAACUUGAAGAAAUGGGAAUGAUAUUAUGUGAAUCAUUAUUGCAUUUGAAGAACAGAGAACGUGCAAGAAGAUUGCCGCUUUAUGACGGAAUAUUCUCCGAAGAAGAUAAACUAUACAAUUCCAUAUCUGACGUCUCAUCUGGAGAUUUCCAGUCUGUCGGUUCAGAAAUAAAACAAGAUAACUCUGGGUCUGAACGCAUGGCCCCAUGCCCCACCAACUCUGACGAAGAAUUCACUCCGGAUGAAGCCGACUCAAUAGGUAGCUUUGAUGGAACGUCAGAACAGCCGUCCGCCUCGUACUCUAGAGACGAAACAUUAAUGAAAAGCUAUCCUCACGAAUUUUGGGACUAUAAUGAAUUUUGUCGUGGUUUUGGUUUUGGACCUGAAGAAGAAGGUGAUUAUGACAUCACACCACGUGCUAAUGACCCUGAGUCGACGUCAUCAUUACCAAAUGAUGACGUUGUCCAUCGUAACCAUGGUGAUUUUUUGAUAAGGUCGUCAUAUCAAAUUUGCCCUGAUACAGGUAGGGUUUUAUAUAACGAUAAUGAUACAGUAGAUACAACGUUGGUUUCUAUGAUGGAGAGAAAUAGUAUGUAUGAAAAACGUAAGCAACCGAAAAGUUAAAAAUCACAAUGCAAACAGUAUCCAGUCCAUACAUCUGAGCCGAAUACCUGGCUAACUAAUACCCUAGCCAGCAUGGACCUGUAACUGAAUGGAAAGUCUUGGUUCACCAUAUGAUUUGAGUUGUCUUUUUUGACUCUCUUAGAAUAAAUUUGAGAAUUUGUUCUUAAAAAUAGAUUGUAUGGUGGGUGGGUAACUGUCUAUCCUUCAUUCUGCAUUUUUGUACAAUUAGGUCACAAGGCAAAAGAAUAACGUAUCAUUUGGCAAAUUAUAGUAUUGCUUUCUCUCAUAAGGACUUUACACUACACAUGGAAGACAAGACUAACCUAACAAAGUCACUCAACAUGUUUUCAUUGGUAUAAUUUUUUUUGUGGCUUUCAAUUUUUGACAACAUGUAAGGGUUUUAACCCUCCAGAGUUCCUGAUCUGUUCUGUACAAACUAUGUAAUAUAUAAUUCAUUUACAAAGUAAUGCUUAUUAAGAAGAUUCUGUCACAAUAGCUUUCAAAUGUUAUUUUUUACUUUCGAAUAAUUGAGGUCUUCAUUGACCAUCACUCAGUUCAUUUCACAUUUCACUGAUCUAAAGUGUUUUUCAACCCAACUCAUUUCAAAGUGGUCUCGAUCAUAACACUAAGUUUUGCUCGCAUGGGAAUGUUCAUGAAUCGCCUGUUUUUUUCAACAUUCGUUAAGUUAUUAAUUGGCACCCAGAGUCUCCGUAUCCACCAACAGUCAGGAUGUACCAAAUGGUAAUUCUCAUACAUUUCGUAUAUUUUUGUUAGUUCCAGAUACUAAUUCUCACUAAAUGAAUAUCUUUGCAAAGCCCCCUAAAUUAGCAAUAUAUAUAAUUUGUUCAUAUCCAUUCAAAAGGGAUAAUCAAUGAGGCUGAAAAUUUAAUGAUUAAAACUGAAUCGUUCAAAAAUUUCUCAAUUUUAUAUAUUUAUCAAUAAUCAAUUUAAAAUUCUGAUUCAAAUAAUUUACCCGUUCCUCAACAGGCAAAAAGUGCAUUUGUCAAUUUUUCUAUUUUUAUCAACUGUGUUCCCUUUUCACUUUAUUAUACAAAAAUACUAUGUUAUUUUCAUAACCUGUGAAUUAUUUUAUCACAAAGGAUCAUUUUGUGACCUUUAACCCUUGCGAGUUCGAAGCAAUUUUUACCUAAUAUAAUUUGAUUUAUGCAUUUCUAUAUGUCGACCUAGAUAAUAAGCAAUUGGUGUCUUACUAUAUUGUCUAUAUAUUUUUUGUUGUUUCAAGAUGAAAAUAAUUGCUUGAAAAUUGUUGAUUGAAUUUAUGCUAACUUUUUUCUAUUUUUUUAAAGUGAAUUUGACAGGGUCAAUUGAAAUUUUUGUGAAGCUUGGUGUAAGAAAAUUAAUGUUUAAACCUAUUUAUGAGCAUUUCGAUUAAAAAUGUUGCCGCAAAUAAAAAUGAAUGCUAAAAUACUAUUUACGGACUCCGUACUAUCUCAUAUUUUUCUGUGACUAAAUACACUUUUUCUUCAAUUCAUCCAUUUAUUUUCCAAUUCUAGCUCGCUUUGAUAAUGAGGUAAUUUUCAUGAUUAUUUUUAACUUCUUUCACAACAAGGCGGAGUCUUACUGUUUCGGCGUUACCUGCCUAGUUUAUUACACCCUGAGUGUGAUUUGAUGGGAAUUAGUUGUUGACAGAAAUAAGGUAGGCCAGUCAAAAAAUGACUUCUGGAUCUUAAAAAAUCACAAUAAUAUAGUCACUUACUUCUCUAUAUCAGAGAAAUGACCUAUUUUGUACUAAUAUAUGUAUAUUUCAUGAGACAAAAUUAGAAAUGUUAACUAUGGAUGCUAUACAUUUAGCAUAAUAAAUUAAUAGCAAACUUACAAUAAAAACUACUCUUAUAUUUGUAACAUUGAAUGUAAAUUUAUCUCGAGAUCAAUUUGUCAAAUUUUAACAUAUUGUUUCAAUAGACACCUCAUAUUUGCCACUCUUCAUUUUUUUUUGUAAUAUUUAAAACUGGAAGAUGCCAUAUUUUUUCGUUUGUACAUAUUUUAUUUCUUAAAAUAUAGAAUAUAGCACAUCGUUAAAUGUUUCAUAAAAAGUGAAAUUUGAAACAACAAUUGAAUUCUAUUAAGAGCAAAUAAAUUUUAAUAAAGGAUUUUUUGUCUGGCCGAGUAUGGUAAUUCUAUUAGCCAUGCUUGGAGAGCAACAAGAUUGUACUUUUUUUGUGCAUUUUCAAGCAGCACCAUAUUGUAGUAUUUCUGUAUUGUGAUGUUCCGGCUGCUUUCAACUACGGUAUAUUGAAAUAUAUUAUUCUUAAUGUAAUAAAAUAAUAUUUCCUUUGAGAUGA